AUGAAGGGGACGCUGGAGUACAUGACUGGCCAGUUUGACGAGGAGAUUGCUGCUCUUGUGCAGCAAGAAAAAGAAGACGAGACCCUGUUUGGCCAAGAUGGGGAGUGGACCCAGAAAGCUAUCAAGGCCAUCGAAGCCGCCAAGGAAAGAAUUGACAGCAGCGAGAAUGCCGAGGCUGCCAUCGCACAGCCGGGCCCGAAUCCGUCCAAGCAGCCGGCGCAAGCCGACUUCUACUUUUACAGCUCGCCACCGCAUCUGUACCUGUCUCCUCUCGACAUUCGGAUUCUCAAGACCAAGUACGGCUCCUUCUCCAACUUUCCGUCUACCCUUUUGCCCAGAGUAGAGCACAUCUCGACGGGUCAUGUCGUGGAUGACGCGCUGCGCAAGCGAGCCAAAUACCUCGGCCACCUGCCCCACGGAUGUGUCAUUAGCUUCCUCGAGUGCGACUGGACAGACAUUGUUCCCGCCGAGACGUUGGAAUCUUUCUCUAGCGAGAUCGAGCGGCGUCGGAAACGGAAUCGCGACAAGGCUACGCAGGAGGAAAGAGAGCGUCUGCAGGCGGAACGCCUCGAGGCAGCUGCCAUUCGAGGCACUUUGGGAACACGACGGGCCAUGGAGCCUGUAGAGGAGGAAGCAGCCCCACGGAUGGACUUGUCGGAGUUCCAACCCUUGAGCGGGCAGUCAGGCAGGACACCACCGGAUCCGCGGCCGGGGUUCGCCACCUUGGCUUCCAUGUCGACGAGUCCUUCGACCCAGCGGACUGUAUGGGGCACUCGCGCCAUACCGGGCUCGCCCGAGCUGGAAGCAUCGCAGGCGCCGCUGCCGAGCGGGGUCGACGACGGCUGGCUCAAGGAUGAGGAGCUUCUGGGCACUGCCGAGCUCGCCAUGCAGAUAGAGGCCAUUGACACCAUGGAAACGGGAAACAGUGCUAGCAACUCUGCAGGCGGGAGCAAGAAGGGCAAGAAGAAGAAGCAGAAGAUUACGCUGAUGAGCACGGGGGGCAGGCGAGGCAACUGA
Hirsutella rhossiliensis is the source of this 1017-nucleotide messenger RNA. RefSeq names its product RING-15 protein. The transcript has a single exon. Bases 1 to 1017 code for a protein of 338 amino acids. The record is from RefSeq and is a predicted model, not a curated record. Gene Ontology annotation, biological process: positive regulation of transcription by RNA polymerase II. NCBI's taxonomy places the organism in Eukaryota, Fungi, Ascomycota, Sordariomycetes, Hypocreales, Ophiocordycipitaceae. Gene Ontology annotation, molecular function: transcription cis-regulatory region binding.